AGAAAUCAUAGCGUUUGGUUAAGGAAGUAAAAUUAGUAAAAAAAUACUCAAAUUACGUAUCACAUAGAAAAUUUUUGCUAUUUGGUGAAUAAUAGCUAGGAAAUUCUUGCCAUUGUGGUUGGCUUAUAUAAAUAGUUGUAAUGUAGUAACUGCUGAAUUUUCUAAGCUAGAGAGCAAGUAAUAGAGAAAUGGCUAUUUUUGGAAAAGCAGCUGUAUUGUUCAGCUCAGUUUUGAUAUUGUACUUUAAGAAAUCUCAUCAAAAUUUGGAAUUUUAUCCAUACGGCAAUGGUACUACAGAUCAGGUAGUCCCAAGCAAUGAUGAUGACAGUUCUGGGCAGGUCUCCCUUUCGAUACCCAUAAAGUUCUUUGAUGACAUUUUCAACACUGUAUUUGUCAAUACUAAUGGCGCCAUUUCGUUUACUGUAGAAGUUAGCCAAUACACACCGGAUGCCUUUCCUCUUGCAGAUGGUCGCCAGCUAAUUGCUCCUUUCUGGGCCGAUGUGGACACUAGAAAGGGAGGAACUGUCUUCUAUCGCGAGACGACGGAUGUGAACAUUCUCAAUCUGGUCAAUAGUGACAUCAGACAGGCUUUUAUCAAGUUCCAAUCAUACAAGGCAAUCUGGGCUUUUGUGGCCACCUGGCACAAAGUUGCAUAUUUUGGCAGAGCUCUCGAAAAAUCUCACAUUCACAACACAUUCCAGGCAGUGCUCACAACAGAUGGACACAGGUCAUUUACCAUCUUUAAUUACGGGAACAUCAGCUGGACAACAGGAACAUCCAGUGAUGGUGACAAAAAUGGCCUUGGUGGCACGCAGGCACAGGCAGGCUUCAAUGCAGGGGAUGGGCGACGAUAUUUCAACCUACCCCACUCAAGGACUCACAACAUUAUCGAUGUUGAGUCCACCUCCAAUGUUGGAAUUCCUGGGAAGUGGAUCUUUCGUAUUGAUCUCUCGUCAAUUCAAGCAGGAGGCUGCAAUGAGGCAGGUCAACUGACACUGUCCCCAUUUUUUGGACACCCGCUAGGAGGAACUCUAGUGACUCUGUCUGGCCCCUGCUUUAACAGUUCCUCUCAAAUUGUGUGCCGAUUUGGUGGACAUAAAGUCAAUGGAACUGCAGUUGACAAUGUAAGGGCCACCUGUAUUACUCCAUGGCAGUUGGCCUACAGUGGCCAAUCACGCAUCUUAGCGGAGGUUAGCUCUGAUGGUGGAAUUACAUACACUCACAAAACAUUCUUCACACUGAUACAGUUGUCAUCUGACACAGUUGAACGUAUCAGAGCAGAUGAAUGGAGCAAACUAAAUUCACCUAUGAUCCUCCGCUGGGAUGCCAAUAAACUGAAUUCCUCUUUCAUUCAUGUUGAGUGUGUGCUAGGACUGGAGCCCAAAAUUGAUUCCUCUCAGGACCCUCAAGUUGUAUUCCUACAAAUAAUGCAAAACAUCACCAAUACUGGAGAAGUUUGGCUCCCCAAUGCUUUGCAUAUAACAACAUGGUUAGAAGCUGGAGCAAUCAGGUUACGGCCAUCAGAGUCCUCUGUCAGCAACCCUGUGUCCCUGUGGUCUGAUAUCCACACCCCUGACUGGCUAUUGAAAGCAAUGUUCAAGAAUCUCCUAGCAAAACCACAAUCCCACAUACAACGCCGAGAGGUUGGAGAUUCAGGACUGUUAAAAUCUUUUGUUCGUGGAGCCUUAACAGCUAUUGAAAGCAUAAAUGCUGGGAUAAAAUCAGCUAUCAAUGCAUACAAUGAACUUAAGGCAUCACGUGAUAGUGCAAGGUGCCGUCAAUGGUAUGAAAAAAAUUCACCACCACCAGCGACAUUACAAGAGCUCAUCUCUUGCCCAUGUACCUUUGAUUACAACAUUGAAUUUGAAAAUGACCGCCGAUUCAAUGACGAUUUAGCAUGUAACCGUGGGAGUGGCUGUCGUUAUCAUGUUGGGGCUCAUCACUGUAUAAGAUCCAUUAGUCCCAGUCAGUCGGGCCACAGACAACAAUGCUGCUAUGACCAAGCAGGCAACAUCCUACCAUUUGAAAACGGAGGAGGAACAGUGGAUUUGGGUUCUAAUUUAUUAUCUCACUAUUUUAAAGAUGUACGCCCCUACAACUUCUGUUGUAAGUCUGGAAAUAAGGACUUGUGUUCAUUGUACAGUGAACUCAGGCCCACAGAUGACUGCUCUGGAUACCAACCUGAGCGUCCCACUAAUACAUUCGGAGAUCCUCAUUUCAUCACCAUAGAUGGUUUCAAGUAUACAUUUAAUGGACUUGGUGAAUUUUACUUGAUAACUUAUGAGGAAAGUAACAAUUUGCUGAUGGUUCAAGGUCGCACAAAAGUUUUUAACAGCCCAAACAACAUUACUUUAACAGCAACGUCUUGGGAGGCUUUCGUGACUGCUGUUGAUGUCAGUGACACAGUUGAAGUGAGCAUAUCGCCUGUGAGAGGAAUGGUCCUAGUUAUCCAUGGUGAAGAUGUGACUGAAACCUUCCAGGAUUUGUCGUACCAAGAGUACAAUGGUGUGACAAUUGAGGCUAACUUUAGCAUUCCUCAAAUUAAAGUAAAGUACCCUGGAGGCCCUUCAUUCAAAUAUGAAGCUGUGGGAAAUAACCUAAUGGUUAGCAUCCAAAUGCCAAAGCUGUAUCAAGGUAAGCUGAAAGGCCUUCUGGGUAAUUUCAAUGGUAACAAAUCAGAUGACCUAAUAUCAUCACUUGGUGAUCAUGUGGCUCCCGACUCUGAUUUGAAAACAAUACACAACUCUUUUGGUCUAUCCUGGAUGGUGCCUGAAGGCAAAAGCUUAUUUUUGCGUGAGAAUAACUCAAUGCCAGCAAACAAUGCUAACUUUGUCCCUUCAUUUGACAUAGCUCAUGACAGCGUGAAUUCCUCCAUUUCAGAGACAUUGUGCAAUGGAGAUAGUGCCUGUAUCUUUGAUUAUAUUGUUACUGGUAAUGAAGAUCUAGCUAAAAGUUCUGCUAAAGCUAGCCUCAUAUACAAGAAAUUGGCAUCUCUGGAGGAAAAUCCUAUACGCACUUGUGGCUUCCUUAAAACACCUGCAAAUGGUAGUCUAACAUUGACAAAUGGUUACCGUGUUGGUUCUACAGUCACCUUCACCUGUCAACCAGGCUUUGAACUGACAGGUUCCACUUCACUAAAAUGCCAAGCCUCAUCUCUGAAGUGGAAUGGUGUUGAACCAGAGUGUACAGUUGUUAACAAGCCUUCCAGGGCAGACCAUCCAAGUUUAGCCCUGCACAUGGCUCUUCUUGUAAUUCUGAUUGCCAGUUCUUUAUUUCUGUGUAGCUAACCCUGUGACAUUGUAUAUGAGCAAAUGCAGGAUUUUUUCCAUCUUUUUUAAAUAAAUAGUUAAGGAAACAUGC
This is a messenger RNA of Dimorphilus gyrociliatus, 3360 nucleotides long. The record is from the annotation of a GenBank genome assembly. Lineage: Eukaryota; Metazoa; Annelida; Polychaeta; Dinophilidae.